CAAGACGGACUCUCGAUGAAGAAUGACUACAAGCCCCAGGAUUCAACGGGGCUCUCCCACAGGAAGGGAGACGGGCCCGGAAGCCGGAAGUUCAAUGGCGGCCACCAGCCGGAGCGGCGGCCCGCGCGAGCUCCCGCCCUAGUGGGAGGGGUCGUGCUGAAUCGGGCGCCGGGUGUCCUCUCUUGCGUCGGGAGCCUACUGCUAGAGGGGGACGACAUGCCAACUGCCAAGCAACUCGCUGACAUUGGCUACAAGACCUUCUCCACCUCCAUGAUGCUGCUCACUGUGUACGGGGGCUACCUCUGCAGUGUCCGCGCCUACCACUAUUUCCAGCGGCGCAGCUCCCGGCGCCAGGCCGCGGAAGAACAGAAGACCUCAGGAGCCCUGUAGGACUGGGGGGCUUUUUCCCUGAGCAGAGAGGCUUGAGGCCUGCUGUGCAAAGACCUCACCUGCGAUCAUUCCCAAGUCAAGAGGACCAGGGCCUUAAUAGUUUUCAAACCCUGCUGGGAAAAAAUGCGCAUGUUUUCUCUGGUACUGCCAUUUUGGGGAGGCCGUCAGAUCAUUACAGGAAUGGGAGGGUGAGGCACGCAUACAGACAUUAAAUAUUCGCCAUGUC
Molecule: messenger RNA, 616 nt
Organism: Equus quagga
Lineage: Eukaryota; Metazoa; Chordata; Mammalia; Perissodactyla; Equidae
Exons: 2
Coding region: 16-390 (124 amino acids)
Biological process (GO): mitochondrial respiratory chain complex IV assembly
Cellular component (GO): mitochondrion
Source: RefSeq, a predicted model, not a curated record